AUGAGCUUCGACUCUGAAAUGGAAAGUCUGAAUCUCAAGUCAAACAUGACACUCAAGAUGGUGGAAGUUGAAGGAGUUCCUUUUUUCAACACAAUUGCAGAGAACUGGGAUUCCAUUUGGAGCUUUAAAGCCCGGCCAGAUGACCUUAUCAUUUGCACUUAUCCCAAAUCAGGGACCACUUGGAUGCAAGAAAUAGUGGACAUGAUCCAGCAAGGUGGUGACCCACAAAAAUGUGCACGUGCCCCCAUCUACACACGGAUUCCCUUGUUAGAGAUGUGUCCUCCAAGACCAAGGUCCUUUGGCUUUGAACUGGCAGAAGCAAUGCCCUCUCCACGCUCAAUCAAAACUCAUCUUUCUGUCCAGCUCCUACCACCUUCUUUCUGGCAACACAAUUGCAAAAUCAUUUAUGUGGCCAGGAACGUCAAGGAUUGUGCAGUCUCCUAUUUCUACUUCCACCUCAUGCACUCUUAUUUCCCAGAACCAGGAAACUGGAACCAGUUUCUGGAUAUCUUCACUGCUGGGAAAGUGUUCUGGGGCAGUUGGUUUGACCAUGUUCGUGGUUGGUGGGAGGCUAAGGAUCACCACCCAAUUCUCUAUCUCUUUUAUGAAGAUAUAAAGGAGGAUCCAGUCCGAGAAAUAUGCAAAAUUGCCCAAUUCUUGGGUUUAGAGCUCUCAGAACAGGUGGUAAAUCAGAUUGUACAGCACACAGUCUUUGAAAACAUGAAAGUGAAUCCAUGGGUUAAUUAUACCACUUUGUCUCCUUCAAUUAUGGACCAUACUGUCUCUCCCUUCAUGAGAAAAGGCACUGUAGGAGACUGGAAGGAACACUUUACUGUGGCUCAAAGUGAAUGGCUGGAUGACAUCUGUGCCCGGGAACUUGAAGGCAGUGGACUGACCUUCCGCACACACCUGUAA
Molecule: messenger RNA, 915 nt
Organism: Sceloporus undulatus (fence lizard)
Lineage: Eukaryota; Metazoa; Chordata; Lepidosauria; Squamata; Phrynosomatidae
Product: sulfotransferase 1C1-like
Exons: 7
Coding region: 1-915 (304 amino acids)
Biological process (GO): sulfation
Cellular component (GO): cytoplasm
Molecular function (GO): sulfotransferase activity
Source: RefSeq, a predicted model, not a curated record